This is a messenger RNA of Rubroshorea leprosula, 1711 nucleotides long. The record is from the annotation of a GenBank genome assembly. Lineage: Eukaryota; Viridiplantae; Streptophyta; Magnoliopsida; Malvales; Dipterocarpaceae.
AGCAAAUCCAAAAUACCAUUAAUUUUAGAUAUGAUUUUAAAUUUUAGAAUACAAAAAAUUAUUUGCACUCAAUGUCCCUCUUUCUCGCAAACUUCUUCAACAAUCUAAAACAUUACGUAGGACUUAUUUUUCAAAAAAACAAAACACACAAUAUAGUCAAAUACAUUAUUCACCAAUAGCUAGCACUGCAAAAACAAAUACGUGAGGACUUUCAAUCAUACAGAUGAUUUUUAGAUAAGAAAGUGAGGAAGAGCAAAGACAAGAGGGAGACCAAUUUCGGAGGGGUCUCGAGCAUGCAGAGGAAUACAGCCAAGAAGGGAACCGGUACCGGGAAGAAGCUGAUGGCGAAGAAGAACAGAGGAGAGAAGGAGACUUGAUCUGGUUUGCACUUGAAAGUGACGAACAGCAAAGACAAGAGGGAGACCAUUCUCGGAGGGGUCUCGAGCAUGCAGAAGAAUACAGCCAGGAAGGGGACUGGCAUUGGGAAGAAGCCGAAGGUGAAGAAGAACAGAGGCAAGAAGGAGAUCUAACUUGCAAAGGCUGCGAGAGUGAAGGAAAACAGAGGCAAAACCGAAAACUGAGGCAGAUGAAGGGAACCCAACAGAAAAGGAGGAAGAAAAUUAGACUUUCCAGCUUGGUUUAUCAAAGGGAUGAAGCUGCUGGGGAGAGAAAGCAAAGAUUAAAUGGUCAUAGGAGAAAAAUAAGGAAAUCAAUGGGGGAGAAGCUGAUGCCGAAGUUUUUAAGGAGCACAGAAGGUGAAGUAGCGGAUAUCUCUAUCGGUGGUAGUGGAAUUCAAAACUACAACAGGAUGUUGAAAAAACAACUUCAAAAUCAGUUAGCUAAAGAAAUAUGGCAGUUAGCUAAACAACUGGGGGCGACAGCAGAAAACGAUGAUGUGAUUUUGCAAAAAAUUGAAGAAAUGGAAUGUAGAAACAGACAAGCAAAGGAAAAGAAGAUGAACCGGGAAGUAGAUAAUGCACAGAAGGUAAGCAAAGCCCCUAAUGAUAUUGUUAUCCUUUAAUAUUAGAGGAUUAAGUGGGGUAGGUAAAAAAAGAAAAAUAAGGGAGCUGGUUAUGAAGGAGAGAGUGGAUUUUUUAGCAAUACAAGAGACUAAAAUGGAGAGUAUUGAUAGGAGUACAUGUACGAGAGUUUGGGGAACUGAUGACUUUAAUUGGAUUUUUAAACCUUCUGCGGGUAUGUCUGGAGGCCUUUUGUACAUUUGGAAUAUUAAUGUGUUUAAAAAAAAGGAGCUGAUAGAGGGGAAUAAUUUCAUUGGGGUGUGUGGUAGCUGGGGAGAGGAUCAGACGCUAGUGUAUGUGCUCAAUGUUUAUUCUUCAUGUCAUUUGAUGAGAAAAAGAACUUUAUGGGAGGAUCUACUAAAUUUGAUGAAUAGAAGAAGAGGAAAGUGGUGUAUAGAGGGUGAUUUCAAUGCUGUAAGAAAGGUAGGGGAAAAGGAGGGGUGUAGGAGUUUAACUACGGAAAUGAGGGAGUUUGAAAGCUUUAUUCAAGAUGCUGGACUAGUUGAUUUACCUAUGGUGGGCAGAAAAUAUACUUGGUAUAGCUCUAACAGCCAGUGCAUGAGUAGGCUUGAUAGGUUUUUGCUCUCAGAAGAAUGGCUUGAAAAAUGGGGGGAUGUAAAACAGUGCAGUUUGGAAAGAUCAGUGUCAGAUCAUUGCCCAAUACUACUAAAGAAUGAAAGGGUUGAUUAGGG